Messenger RNA from Ceratina calcarata, 468 nucleotides. It is a transcript of the gene HLH54F, whose product is annotated as basic helix-loop-helix domain-containing transcription factor HLH54F. Gene Ontology annotation, molecular function: RNA polymerase II transcription regulatory region sequence-specific DNA binding; DNA-binding transcription factor activity, RNA polymerase II-specific; protein dimerization activity. The record is from RefSeq and is a predicted model, not a curated record. The transcript has 2 exons. Bases 1 to 468 code for a protein of 155 amino acids. Gene Ontology annotation, biological process: developmental process; regulation of transcription by RNA polymerase II. NCBI's taxonomy places the organism in Eukaryota, Metazoa, Arthropoda, Insecta, Hymenoptera, Apidae.
AUGCCGCGUAAACGACGAGCGGCGACUCCUGAGUGUUCGGAAGACGACCUCUCCUGCUGCUCAGAAGAAAAGAGGGACGACAGCAGGGCUCCCAGGAACGCGGCGAACGCGAGAGAAAGGGCCAGGAUGCGAGUUCUCAGCCGAGCGUUCUCCAGAUUGAAGACGACCCUGCCAUGGGUGCCUGCUGAUACGAAGCUGUCCAAGCUCGACACCCUCAGGCUGGCCGCGACCUACAUCGCGCACCUUCGGGCCGUUCUCAGAGACGACGGCACAGAGCCCAGGUCCCUCUCGCUAGCGCUGUCCUGGCCGUUCGCGUUGCAGCCGGGCAACGCUACGAGCAGCAACAGUUGCGGCGGGAUAUCGUCGUCGAAUUCGAAUCAGCAGUACCUCAGCCAGCAACAAACGGAGCUGCAGUGUUUUCAUCAGCCGGUGUCCCUCCGGCACGAGCCCCAACUCUCCUAUUUCUAA